UUUUUUUUUUUUUUUUUUUUUUGUGUGUGUCUUGAUACCAUAUUAUGGAUUGCCAGCAGGAUUGGCAAACAUUGUUUGGCUCUGAUGAUGAAGACUACGAUAUGGACACAACAACAACAGCAACAACAUUAACAAGAUCAAAGGAAUUUGUAGAUAUUCAAGUGGAAACAAUUGAACAGAUCCCAGGAUUACGUUUAUGGCGCAAUGCUCUUGAUCAUACACAACAAAUAGCACUCAUUCAAGCAAUCACUGAUCACAACAUUUUUGGACAAGGUAACCAAGCCAUGCGAUUUGGACAACUUGGACCUGAACUUGAAAAUCUUGCCACUUGGAUUUAUGACCACCAUCUUUUACCAUCCCAUUUAUCCCAUCGUGUACCACUGUUUGACCAAGCUAUUUACAAUUUUUAUAACAAAGGAGAAGGGAUUAUCAGUCAUGUGGAUUUGGCCAAAUUUGAUGAUGGAAUUGUUAUUCUAUCUCUUCUUUCAAGUUGUUGUAUGACGAUGAAACCUACUACUAAUCCACAACAAGCCAUACAUCAAGGAUAUUUGCAACAACAGGAACAAGAACUCGAUGAAAGGUCCAUAGACAUCAUAUUACGACCUGGUGAUGUAUUGAUGUUGAGUGGUCCGUCUAGAUAUCUCUGGGAACAUGGUAUUGCUGAAAGGGAUAUCGAUUUGGUAGGUGAAGAAAUAAUAGUUCGUGGAACAAGGAUUAGUGUGACACUUAGGAAGCUUCUACCAAUAGAUUCAUAGUUUAUUUUAUUUAUUUUUUUAUGCAUGUUUAUUAGAAAUAAAAAAACGUGAUGAUUCCUUAUAUUCUACUUUCGGCCUUCUGAUUCCGGUAACCCGAUGACAAAAAAAAAAAAAAAAACUAGCUCCAUAUUACUGUUAGUUUGUU
Halteromyces radiatus is the source of this 900-nucleotide messenger RNA. RefSeq lists its product as uncharacterized. NCBI's taxonomy places the organism in Eukaryota, Fungi, Mucoromycota, Mucoromycetes, Mucorales, Cunninghamellaceae. The record is from RefSeq and is a predicted model, not a curated record. The transcript is spliced from 3 exons. Gene Ontology annotation, cellular component: mitochondrial matrix. The coding region runs from base 45 to 755 and encodes 236 amino acids. Gene Ontology annotation, biological process: fatty acid metabolic process; DNA damage response.